GCCCUAACUACUGUUGCACCAAACAGUCCCUUACUAAGCUCUUUCUUGACUUGAGAGUGGUUUGGUUCCAAGUCAGACCGUGAAGCUAACCGCAAGUCCAGAUCUCUCUCUCUCUCUCUCUCUCUCUCUCUCUCUCUCUAAGGUUUGGGUGUUGGAGAAAGAAGGGCGGGUUUGGCAUAGAAGAAGAAAGAUGGCUGCAGGACAGUCCAGGAAGAUAUCAGCAGCCUCAGCUAGGGCUCACACCAGAAGGUCGAAGCAGAGCAGUCCUCUUCAGCUCCCUUCAGGGAUGUUUAAGAAAAUAUUAGCGGUGUUCUUGAUGGGGAUUAUGGCAUGGGCUUAUCAAGCAAUACGUCCACCUCCACCAAAGAUAUGUGGCUCUGCGGAUGGCCCACCUGUUACAGCACCAAGGAUAACACUUAGUGAUGGUAGGCAUUUGGCCUACAAAGAGCAUGGUGUCCCAAAAGAUAAGGCCAAAUACAAAAUAGUAUUUGUCCAUGGCUUUGGGUCCUGCAGACAUGAUGCUGUAAUUGCCACAAAAUUGUCUCCGGAUGUUGUUGAAAGUCUGGGAGUCUACAUUGUGUCAUUCGACAGAUCAGGUUAUGGAGAGAGUGAUCCAAAUCCAAAACGAACAGUGAAGAGUUUGGCUUUGGAUAUAGAGGAGCUCGCUGAUCAGUUGGGACUAGGAUCCAAAUUCUAUGUUGUUGGUUUUUCCAUGGGUGGGCAGGUGAUUUGGACAUGCCUUAAGUACAUUCCUCACAGGCUUGCAGGUGCAGCACUUCUAACCCCAGUUGUUAACUAUUGGUGGCCUGGGUUUCCUCAAAAUUUAUCUAAAGAGGCCUAUGAUCAACAGUUACCUCGUGACCAAUGGACGCUUCGUGUUGCUCACUACACUCCAUGGCUUACCUAUUGGUGGAACACUCAGAAGUGGUUUCCCGCUUCUAGUGUUAUAGCUCACAGCCCUGCCAUUCUUUCUCGCCAAGACUUAGAACUCGUGGCCACACGACCUGAGAGAAAGGCAUAUGAGGCACAGAUAACACAGCAAGGAGAAUUUGAGUCCCUCCACCUCGACUUGAACAUCGGCUUUGGAACCUGGGAAUUUGAUCCCAUGGAGCUGGAGAACCCCUUUACAAACAACGAAGGGUCAGUCCAUCUAUGGCAAGGAGAUGAAGACAUCCUAGUGCCAACCAAGCUGCAGCGACACAUCGCCCAGCGGCUCCCAUGGAUUAGGUAUCAUGAAGUUCCAGGCGCCGGGCACAUGUUCCCAUUAGCCGAUGGAAUGGUUGAUGCCAUUGUGAAGGCACUUUUGGUUGGGGAGAACAGCCAGCCUCAGGCUUGAUGGACUCUCUUUAGGUCCUGCUUUUGCCGGUUUUCAGUUGUUCUAAGUCUUUUUCUGGUCCUCCUGCUCCUGGUCUAAAUUUUUUUUGGACCACUUGCUGGUUCUCUUAAAUUAGUAAGCCCCAUUUGGUACUGAGGAUUUAUGUAUAAGUAGAGUGAGUUUGAAACGUUCAUGGCUUUUGUUUUUCUUAACUUUGUUAUGCAAUUGUUUCAACCUUCAUGAUGCCACUGAUUAAGGGCAUGUUUGGAUUUUUUAUGGUCAUAAA
Diospyros lotus (date-plum) is the source of this 1601-nucleotide messenger RNA. RefSeq lists its product as uncharacterized. Lineage: Eukaryota; Viridiplantae; Streptophyta; Magnoliopsida; Ericales; Ebenaceae. The transcript has 5 exons. Bases 191 to 1336 code for a protein of 381 amino acids. The record is from RefSeq and is a predicted model, not a curated record.